AUGUGCUACAUCUGUGUCAGAGAAUUUGGAUCACAGACUAUUUCUAUACAUGAACCCCAAUGCCUAGAGUAGUGGGAUACUGCAAAUAAUCAAGACGUCUCAGUACCAAGAUGUCUCAAAAGACCAGAGCCCAGGAGAUCUGAGGUCCUUCCCAUAACUGCCAAAGGUUUCUAUGAUCUUGAUUCUUUAAAAUAGGCUGGCUGGAUCAGCGCCCAGAACCAGCUAGUUCCAUGUGAUGUUUGUGGGCGUACUUUCCUUCCAGGCAGACUGAUCAUACACCCAAAGUCCUGUAAACUGAAACCUGCAGCAUGA
Lagopus leucura (white-tailed ptarmigan) is the source of this 312-nucleotide messenger RNA. It is a transcript of the gene ZNF475, whose product is annotated as zinc finger protein 474. The transcript has 3 exons. Lineage: Eukaryota; Metazoa; Chordata; Aves; Galliformes; Phasianidae. The record is from RefSeq and is a predicted model, not a curated record.